AUGGAGGCGCCCUACACCCAAGACCAACUCACCCGCUACCUCAACCACAUCUCCUAUCCGCGCUCCAAGCAUCCCCGCGAUGAGCUCCAGCUCCUCACCGAGCUUCACGCCCACCACCUCGCCCGGGUCCCCUUUGAGUCCAUUGGUCUGCAUUACUCCUCUCACCGGACACUCUCCAUCGACCCAGAUGAUCUGUUCGAAAAGGUCGUGGAGAGGAGCAAAGGCGGGUAUUGCCUGGAGAUGAAUACCUUUUUCGGCGACAUGCUGCGCGUCUUGGGCUUUACGGUCCUCAGCAUCGGCGCAAGGGUCAAGACUGGUCUUCGAUACGGAGGCAUGACUCACUGCGCCAACAUCAUCACCAUCAACCAAACCCGCUACCUCGUCGACGUCGCCUUCGGCAGCUACAACAUCUUCCGCCCCAUCCCUCUGACCCGUAACCUCGAGUUCGACAACAUCGCCCCCCGUCGAGGAAAACUCGAGUUCCGCGCCCUCGCGCAAUCGACUUGCCCUUCCACGCAGUCCGUCUGGGUGUAUUCUUCGCAAGACGAUCCUUCAGCCGAAUGGAUCGAGAGGUACUGUUUCACGGACAUGGAGUUUUUUCGCGAGGACUAUCAAGUCGCCAAUUACUACUGCAGCACCAACCGCGCGUCAAUCUUCGUGAACCAGGUCAUUGCGCUGAGGGGGAUUUUGAAUGACAAGGGAGAUGGACUCAAGGGCGUUCUGACGAUGGUACAGGGAGAAGUGAGGAGGCGGGUUGAAGGCAAGCCGGACAUGGAAGUGGUUGAGAGGAUGGAGGACGAGGAGGAGAGAGUCAAGGCGCUGGACAAGUGGUUCCUAUUACCUUUGACCAAGAAGGAAGCGCGGGCUAUUCGACAGAUGCCGAGCGAGCUUACGUCUCGCAAGAGUGCAGUUGCAUAG
Trichoderma reesei QM6a is the source of this 918-nucleotide messenger RNA. RefSeq lists its product as uncharacterized. The coding region runs from base 1 to 918 and encodes 305 amino acids. The transcript is spliced from 2 exons. Gene Ontology annotation, molecular function: acetyltransferase activity. The record is from RefSeq and is a predicted model, not a curated record. Lineage: Eukaryota; Fungi; Ascomycota; Sordariomycetes; Hypocreales; Hypocreaceae.